Plasmopara halstedii is the source of this 4005-nucleotide messenger RNA. Its product is annotated as dis3-like exonuclease. Bases 1 to 4005 code for a protein of 1334 amino acids. The record is from RefSeq and is a predicted model, not a curated record. NCBI's taxonomy places the organism in Eukaryota, Oomycota, Peronosporomycetes, Peronosporales, Peronosporaceae. Gene Ontology annotation, cellular component: exosome (RNase complex). Gene Ontology annotation, molecular function: 3'-5'-RNA exonuclease activity; RNA binding. The transcript has 2 exons.
AUGGCAUGGCAACUCCAGGAGCAGGAAGACGCUCGACGUCAGCGUUUCGAGAAAUAUUUGCAGCAGCAGGAAGAAGAAGAAUUGCAGCAACUGCAAGUAGGAAUUAAUCAACGGGGCACCUCGCGUUGGAUAGAUGUGUGUACGGACGUUAACUUUGUCGAGCGCAGUCGCUACCGCAAACCUGGUGCAAUAAAGGCUCAAGAGCGAUAUGUGCGACGCGACAUACACUGCGGAGUGGCAUCUUGCUGGACUUGUCGUCAAGCUCGCGCACUCUUACCAAGACAAAUGCUACCGAGAAUUCAUGACGAGGAGAUACUCUUUAGGUGUGCGGCGCCGCGUCUCUUAGUUUUAGAAAGCGUUUAUAAAGCUGCUUUACGAAUGGCUUCGAGUCGCAAUGCGGCCAGACUUCGAAAGAUUUUUAAAGGAGAUGAUCCAUGCAUUGGAAGGCAUGUAUAUUUCUAUCUCUUUCCAAAUCAGCACCAUGUCGAGACCUUUGUCGAGCCAACAGCUGGAAAUGAUCUGCAAAGCGUACGCGACGAUCAAGUAUUGCUUAAAACCGUCAUAUGGUAUGUCACACAGGGGCAUUUGCCACCGGAAGCGAAGAUUGUGUACAUGACGAGAAAUGUCGAUGCACCACUAAGCGUGCAGCUUGUCGCAACGGCUAAUGUCCAGGCAGUCACAUGCAAGACAUUCUUAGCCGAGCGAUUACAAAGAAACACGGCGGAAACGGCGCUUUUACUGGAACUUGCAGCUAAUGCGGCUGAGGCUAUAUUGAAUGAGGAAACACAGCGUUUGCCAGACGAAACAGGUCAUUUGAUUGCCAAACAAUCCGAAUUUGCACCUCACUUAAACAGUGUGCAGUUACGAGAAUUGCUGAUACGACCGAAUUCACAGAUUGUAGCUGGAAAACUUGAAGUGAGUACGCACGACCCACUAGAAGCGUUUGUGGCUGUUGAAGGACCACGUGCAAUCGACAAAGUGUUUAUUUACGGACGAGCUGCAAUGAAUCGAGGUAUGCACGGAGACCGAGUGGUGGUCGAGGUAUUGAAUCGAACGUUCUGGCGCACUCCGCAGAGUGAUCAAGUGCUGGUGCAUUAUACACAAGAAGACGAUGAAGACGAAAAUGAUCAUGUUUGCGCAAAGUCAGAGGACCAAUUUGGAGUGAUUCCAACGGGGAAAGUUGUGGGAAUAUUGAGCCGAUCAUUUCAAUAUCACGUUGCCACAAUCAGUGCUUCUACUGUUAAUGCAGGAGAUGACCACGCGCUUGCUGUGCCAAUGGAUAGGCGCUUGCCCAAGAUUCGCAUUCGCUCCCAGCGACUUGAUGUGCUUUUAGACAAACGUCUUAAGGUCGCUAUCGACUCCUGGGCUGUGGAUAGUUCAUAUCCUAAUGGACAUUAUGUUAGCAUUCUCGGUUCUUGUGGUAGCUUGCAGACGGAGCUUAGUGCAUUACUUGUGGACCAUGAAGUGGACGGUUCUCCAUUUAGUGAAGCAGCACUAGCGUGUCUUCCAUCCAGCAAGGAGUGUCCGAUUGAUAUUGAAGGCAAAUGUGUGGCUGAAUGCUCGACCGCGAACAGACCACCGAGGUGCGAGCUGUUGAAUUGGAAUGUUCCCGAGGACGAAGUAGCGCGACGCCGUGAUCUACGGAAAACGCACCGCAUCUUCAGUGUCGAUCCUGCCGGCUGUCAAGAUAUUGAUGAUGCUAUGUCGAUUCGUCGCUUACCCAAUGGAAACAUCGAGCUUGGCGUGCACAUUGCUGAUGUCUCGUACUUUGUUGAACACGGUUCGGCACUAGAUCUUGAAGGAAGACACCGUGGAACAACUGUGUAUUUGGUGGGACAGCGUCUGGAUAUGCUUCCAUCCGUGCUCAGUGCUGAUCUGUGCUCGCUUCACGAGAAUAGAGAUCGUUGUGCAGUGAGUGUCAUAUGGGAACUGGAUGGCAAGACGUAUGAUUUCGUCGAAAAUACCACAUGGUUUGGCCGUACAGUCAUUCGUAGUUGCUCUUCAAUGACUUAUGAACAAGCUCAUCGAUUGUUGCAGGGUAAUAAUGCUGAUGUUCAUGAUGCACAAAGCGGUGGCUCAGUGAAAACGCAAGUUCUCCAGGAAGAGGACUAUGAGGGUGUAGCUGGUGGACGCAUCCCUAUGCAAUUGCAGAAAGAUCUUCGCGAGGAUCUUCGUAUCAUUACAGAAAUUGGUCGACGGUUAAGCCGUUUGCGUGGCUCUCAAGGUGGUUUGGAUCUGUCAAAGAAAGAAGAAGUGCGUUUUUCUAUGAAUGUCUCGGAGUUAGGCCAAGAAGUCAUGGUGCUAACUGAAAAAGAGAGUCUGGAGAUUCAUGGCACGAUUGCUGAAAUCAUGAUCCUAGCCAACUCAACAGUAGCUCGCAGGCUCGUAGAGCAUAGUCCGACCCACGCACUAUUACGUCGCCAUUCACCACCAUCUGGAGAUAGAUUUACCCAGCUUGUUGACCUCGCAAAGGCCCGUGAUGUUGCCAUUGACGCUACAAACAAUUUGACGCUGCAGCAAUCGCUAGCAAAGGCUGAACAAUCGGGACGUAUGGAUAGUAAGACAAUGUCACUGUUAAAAUCCCUAGCUGUACGCGUUAUGACCGAGGCUGAAUAUGUGAGUUCGGGCGACGUCGCAGCAGGAGACGCAGCGAUGGAUAACGGCGACUUCACUCGAUUUGCACAUUACGGUCUGGGGCUGCAGUACUACACGCACUUUACGUCACCUAUUCGCCGUUACGCCGACAUCAUUGUGCAUCGUCAGCUGCUAGCAUCACUUGCAGAGUCACGCCUAAGGCCAGUAUCACAGCAUACUGCGCUGCGUCGACCUGUAGCGUUGGCACUACCCACGACACUUGUUGCUUCUGUCAUGACAUCUCAGAAUAAUGAGAACGUCGUUAAAGGCUCUGAUACAUUUAUAGACAGAAAGCUUGUCGUAAGCACUUCGGCUGAUACAUCAGUUAUGGAAAGUGUAAAGGUGUUUCCAUCGGAGGAAUUGGUACCACUGGCUCGACACAUAAACAAAAAAAAUCGUCAAGCGAAACUCGCAGCUCGCGCGUGCAACGUAUUGUUCCUGGCGCUAUAUUUCAGCAGUCAUACGGUUAGAGUGCCGGCGAUUAUCACAGCGCUCAAACAGAAUGGCUUUAUUGUUUAUGUACCAAAAUACGACAUUCGUGCUCCUGUGUAUCUGCGUGACAGAAGUCGUGUCGUGCAAAUAAAUCCCUCGUUGUUGGGCGUUCGCGUCGAGGAUACCGAUUCUGCCAGUGGUGCAUUUGCAAGCGCCGAGUUCAUUCGUCGAAUUCCUCAGGCGCAUCUGCUUUGGGAUGAGAACGACCGUGAGAUUUUGGAGGUUGUAGCACCUGGCGAUAAGCGCAUUGCGUUUCGCGUUUUAGAUGAGGUGGAAGUUCAAGUGUCAACUGAUCUCUCGACUUCGGGUGCUCGUAUACCACAACUCCAACUGCUGCUCGUCGGCUUAGGAACUUCUACACGUAAAAAAACCGUUGCAUCUUCGCUUACAGAGUUGCAACGACUUGUCCAGACAGAAUACGAGGUUAAUAGUGAUGCCAGUUGUGCCAAGGCCAACUCCAUGUCACAGAUCAAAGCCGUGGAUGAAAACUCGACGUCGGGUCUGUACCAGCGUCUCAUUGAUGGCCCGAGUCUUUCUCCUUCUAAGGAUCUAGCGAAUCGAAAGUCUAGACUAAAGGAACAGAAAGAAAUGAAGAUUGCUCAAACUUUGAGACGUCGAGGUCCUGGACGUUUGAUCUUUGGGAACUUCUCCUCGAAUUUGCGUCACCAUUAUCAACAUAAACUCGCCCAAUAUAUCAGCGAACGAUCACAAGAGCGUGAGGAAGAGCUGAAAAUUCAGCGUUUAACCCACACGUUGUCUACAACGACAUCGGUUCAGGAAGCGCAGCGUGCUGGGCGAGAGGCGCUUGCUCGGACCCAACGACUUGCCGCCGAGAAAAGACAUGACCGUAUCAAUCGUCGCAACAAGGCUGGCAAAUAG